This is a messenger RNA of Anopheles stephensi (Asian malaria mosquito), 1882 nucleotides long. RefSeq names its product glucose dehydrogenase [FAD, quinone]-like. The coding region runs from base 23 to 1882 and encodes 619 amino acids. The transcript has 2 exons. Gene Ontology annotation, molecular function: oxidoreductase activity, acting on CH-OH group of donors; flavin adenine dinucleotide binding. Lineage: Eukaryota; Metazoa; Arthropoda; Insecta; Diptera; Culicidae. The record is from RefSeq and is a predicted model, not a curated record.
GUGUCUUGCAGUGUUAGGUGAGAUGAUUCUACGUUGGUCGAUCGUUGUGUUGCUGGUGUUUUGUUGCAAUUUGUGGUUGGUGUCCGGGUUCCUAGAGCCUAGCGUUAUCAACAACCUUUCGGAGAUGAUAUCGGAGAUGAAGGACAUCGACUAUGGCAAUCCAAAGUUAAGGCAGGUCUACGAUUACGUGAUUGUUGGUGCUGGUCCGGCUGGAUGUGUGGUGGCCAAUCGGUUGUCGGAAGAUCCAAAAGUGUCGGUGUUGAUACUGGAGCUGGGAAGAGGUGAAAGGCCAGCCUUUGCCGAGCCCCCGAUGCUUGGCCCGAUGCUGAUGGGAUCGGAUUACAGUUUUGGAUAUGAAACGGAGCGUCAGCACUAUGGAUGUCUCGGGCUGACCGGGCGCAAGUGUAGCUGGACGCACGGACGGGGCGUCGGAGGAUCGUCCAUCAUUAACAACAUCAUCUACACGCGUGGUAAUCGACGAGACUUUGACAACUGGGCCCGAGCCGGUAUGGAGGGCUGGAGUUGGGACGAGGUGCUGCCGUACUACAAAAAAAUAGAACAGGCCAACAUUAAAGAUUUCGCCGAGAACGGAGCGCACGGUAAGACGGGCCGUGUGUCGGUUGAGGAUUGCCCGUUCCGGUCGGAGGUCGCAAAAGCGUUCGUUGCGAGUGCAGCCGGCAAGGGCUACCCGUACCUGGACUAUAACGCUGGAGACAAUCUCGGUGUGUCGUUCCUUCAGGCACACUCGAAGCGUGGACAUCGAGUGACGGCAGGAACUGCCUACUUGAAAGACGUAAAGCACCGUCCGAACCUGCACAUCUCGACACGCUCGUGGGCGACGGAGAUUCUCUUCAAGGAAGAUAAUAAGGAAGCUACUGGUGUAAGGUUUACCAAGAACAAGCGCUACCACACGGUGAGAGCUAGAAGGGAGGUGAUCCUUUCGGCGGGUGCAUUCGAAACGCCGAAACUGCUCAUGAACUCCGGUAUUGGUCCAGCGGCGGAUUUGAAGCGGCAUGGCAUUCGCGUCCGUCAGGAUCUCCCGGUAGGUCAACGAGUGUACGAGCACGGCGGGCUGUUUGGACCGAUCUUCAUCAUCCGAAACGGGACUCCUCGUGAGCGGAACCUUCUCAGCUUAGAGCAAGUCCUUACGGUGGAUGAGAUUCUUCGCUUCCGUAAUGGAACGGGACCUCUGACAUCCAACUCCAUCGAGAGCCUGCUGUACGUGAAGUCUCCCUACGCAGCUGAUCCUGAUCCAGGCAUGCCGGAUGUGGAGGUGAUGCAAUCGUUCACUUCGAUGAGCUUUGAUUCUUCGAUCGCGACACGUCUUGCGUACCGGUUGCCCGAUUCGCUUGUACGCGAGUACUUUGAUCCACUGAUCGGUGUGCGUAACUUUAUGUUUCUGCCGAUGCUGCUAAAACCGCACACGGUGGGUAAGGUGAAGUUGAAGUCCCGCAAUCCGUUCCACCAUCCCGUGUUUCAGUACCAGUACUUUGAGGACGAACGUGAUGUGGAGGCGUUGGUGUACGCGAUCAAGGAAGUGUUGCGGAUCGCCCAAGCGGAACCACUGCAGCGGUUGGGCAUUGAGCUGUACAGCCGGCCAGUUCCUGGCUGUGAGCAUGUUCCCUUCAACACGGACGAUUACUGGCGUUGCCACGUGAGAACGCUAACGACUACGUUCCAGCAUCAGGUGGCUACCUGUCGGAUGGGUCCGGUGGGCGAUCCUGACGCUGUGGUUGAUCCUCGACUGCGUGUUCGUGGCAUCCGGAGACUUCGGGUGGUGGAUGUGGGCAUUAUACCUGAACCACCGUCCGCACACACGUGUGCAAUGAGCUAUCUGAUUGGCGAAAAGGGGGCCGAUAUGAUUAAGGAAGAUAAUCAAUAG